Molecule: messenger RNA, 660 nt
Organism: Tauraco erythrolophus (red-crested turaco)
Lineage: Eukaryota; Metazoa; Chordata; Aves; Musophagiformes; Musophagidae
Source: RefSeq, a predicted model, not a curated record
GAGGAUCUUGAAGCCCUGAUAGCAGAAUUCCAGAGUUUAGAUGCUAAAAAGACCCAAGUGAUUGAGUCAUCCUGCCCACCCCCCUCACCCAGGCUGAACGGCUCCCUCUCUGCUCACCCUGAGAAAGACGAAUUGAUCCUUUUUGGAGGUGAAUAUUUCAAUAGCCAAAAAACGUACCUGUAUAACGAACUGUAUGUUUACAACAUCCGGAAGAACAGCUGGUCUAAGGUAGAGAUCCCCAACCCACCACCAAGGCGAUGUGCUCACCAGGCAGCAGUGGUGCCCACAGCCGGCGGGCAGCUGUGGGUAUUUGGUGGGGAGUUUGCAUCUCCCAGUGGGGAACAGUUCUAUCAUUACAAGGAUCUCUGGGUCCUGCAUUUGGCAACCAAGACCUGGGAGCAGAUCAAGGCAUCAGGAGGUCCCUCUGGACGAAGUGGACAUCGAAUGGUUGCCUGCAAAAGACAGCUGAUUGUCUUCGGAGGUUUCCAUGAGAGUGCAAGAGAUUACAUCUAUUACAACGAUGUGUAUGCCUUCAACCUGGACUCCUUCACCUGGAGCAAGCUGGCUCCAUCAGGGAUUGGGCCUGCUCCAAGAUCUGGGUGUCAAAUGGCUACCACUCCUGAGGGCAGCAUAAUCAUCUAUGGAGGCUACUCUAAACAG